AUGGUACAAAAGACUGUCCUGAAGGUUGACAUAUCAUGCCUAAAAUGCAAGAAGAAGCUGAUCAAGGCAGUGAGUGGCCUGAAAGGUGUGGAUAAAGUUGAAGCUGAUGCAGCCAAGGGAACUUUGACUGUAACAGGCGACUGUGAUCCAUAUGAAAUAAUAGUUCGCACUAGAAAAGUUGGCAAAUGUGUUGAAGUAGUGAGUAUUGGGCCUCCUCCUCCUCCACCUAAACAGCCUCCACCGAAGAAGGAAAAAGAGAAACCAGACCCGAGGCCCCAACAUAUUUGCAUGCCCCAUGACUAUGUUAUUGUAGGGGCAUGUAAUGAGCCCAACCCCUCUUGCUCUAUCAUGUGA
Prunus armeniaca (apricot) is the source of this 354-nucleotide messenger RNA. The record is from the annotation of a GenBank genome assembly. Lineage: Eukaryota; Viridiplantae; Streptophyta; Magnoliopsida; Rosales; Rosaceae.